GUGGGGAAGUUGAAACGACUCAGAGUAUGUUCUUUGACCACAGUGGAAUUAAGCCAGAAAUAAAAAUGUAAUAAGAAAUCUCCAAAUAUUUUAAAAUUAAAUUGCAUAAUCCAUGAGUCAAAAAGAAAUCACAACAGAAAUUUCCAAAUAUUUUGAACGGGGAAAAAUUAAGACCUGGCAUAUCAAAACAGUACUUAGAGGGAAAUCGAAAAUCUUAAAUGCACAUGUUAGAAAAGAAAGGCUAAAAAUCAAUAAUCUAAGCUUUCAUCUCAAGAAGCUAGAAAAAGAACAGCAAAUCGAAUGCAAAUAAAGAUGGAAGACAAUUUUAUACACACACACAUAGGCAGAAACAAAAUAAAUGACAAAUAUACAACAGAGGAAAUCAGUGAAGCAAAAAGUUGGUUUCUACAAUGAUUAAAAUUUAAAACUCUUAGACUAAUCAAGAAAAAAAGAGGGAAAACACCAACUGCCAAUAUCAGGAUAAAAAAACACAACUACCAACCUACAGACAUUUAAAAAAUAAAAAGGAAAUAUUAUGAACAAUUUUAUGCCAAUAAACUUGACAAUUUAUGUAAAACAGAAACCAUCCUUUAAAAACACAAUUUUCCAAAACUGAAACAGGACGAAAUUAAGAUCUGAUUAGUCAUAUCUAUUAUAUUAAUUAAAGUUGUUCAUUAAAAACCUUCCCACUCUAAUUCACAGCAGUGAAUUCUCCCAAAUACUUAUGUCAAAAUUAUCACUACUUUGUACAAACUCCUUCAGGGAGUAGAAAAAUAAACAACAUUUUCCAAAUCAUUUGGGUGCCAGCAUAAAUCUGAAUAGGUUAUAACAUUCAAACCUGAAUAGGAUAUUAUAAGAAAAGAAAAUUACCAUUCUUUUUUAUAAAUAUGUACGGAAAAUUCAUUUUAAAAAAUAUUAGCAAAUAAAAUUUUAAAAUUUAUAAAAGAGAAAUAAUAAUUGGAAAAUGGAGUUUAUUUUAGGAAUAUAGAGGCAGUUUAAUAUUUGAAAAUUGAUCAUUGUAAUUUAGCAUAUUAAAAGAUAAAGAACAAAACAUGAUUAUUUCAAUGGAUACAGAAAAAAGUCGUGUGAUAAAAUUCAACACACAGUAGUGGUAAAAUUAUUAGCAAACUAAAAUCAAAGGGAACUUUCAGAGUGACUUUAAAAACCUACAGGAAACAUCAUUAACUAGAAAUUUUCAAAAAUUUUCCCCUGGAGAUCAAGAAUGAAAUAAGGAUACCUGUCUUUUCUUCUCCAAUUUAGUAUUCUAUCACAGGUCCUAAACUGCGGAAUAAAGCAAAGAAGGAAUAAAAGGCACCAUGAUGCGAAGGGAAGAAAUAAAAAUGUCUUUUUAAGUAGACAUGCUUUUAUACCUUGAAAGCCAUGAAGAAUCUACAGGCUACUGGAAUUAAUAAAUGAAGUUAACGAUGCCACUGUAUACAAGGUCAACAUACAAACAUGAGUUCUAUUUCUAUAUAGCAACAAAAAAAGUGAAAAAUUUAAACAUUAUGCAUAAUAAUUUCAAAAAUAGCAGCUAUUUAUAAACAAAUCUAGUUGAAUAUGUAUAAGACUUCUACAUUGAAAACUAAAACAUGAGAAAAAUUAAAGAAGAUCUAAAUAAUUACAGGAAUAUACAAUGUUCACUAAUUGGAAAACUCAGUGUUGGGAAUAUGUCAGUUCUCUCUUAGUCAAUCUAUAGAUUCAAUAAAAUCUUAAACAAAAUUUCAGCAGCUUUCUUUGUGAAAAUUAAUGAGCCGAGCAUUAAGUUUAUUUGAAAAUACAAAAACAGUAAUAACCAAAGGAACCUUGAUGAAAAGGAACCAAACUAGAGAUACCACACCAAAGUCACAAUCCGCAGAAUAAAGAGUUAAUAAGCUGGACUUCAUUAAAAUUAAAACUUUCUGCUCUGCAAAAGACACUAUGAAGAGAAUGAAAAGACAAGACAUAAACUAGGAGAAAAUAUUUGCAAAAGGCAUGCCUGAUAAAGGACUGUUAUUCAAAAUAUACAAAGAACGACUAAAACUCAGCAACAAGAACCCAAUUUAAAAAUAAGCCAAAGACCUUAACAGACACCUCACCAAAGAAGGUAUACAGGUGGCAAAUAAACAUAUGAAAAGAUGCUCCAUAUCAUAUGUUAACAGGGAAAUGCAAAUUAAAAUAACAGUGAAAUACGACUACACACCUAUUAGAAUGACCAAACUCCAGGACACUGACAGUGCCAAAUGCUGGUAAUGAGAGCAACAGGAGCUCUCAUUCAUUGCUGGUGGAAAUGCAAAAUGGUACAGACACUUUGGAAGACAGUUUGGCAGUUUGAUACAAAACAAAAUAUACUCUUACCAUGUUAUCCAGCACUCAUAUUCCUUAGUAUUUACCCAAAGGAGUUGAAAAUUUAUGUUCACACAAAAACUUGCACAGGGACAUUUAUAGCAGUUUCAUUCAUAAUUGCCAAAACUUGGAAGCAACCAAGAUGUUGUUUAGUAGGUGAAUGGAUAAACAAACUGCAGUUCAUUCAACCCAUAGAAUACUAUUUAGCAUCAAAAAGAGAUGAGCUAACAACCCAUGAAAAGACAUUGAGGAAAUCUAAAUGGAUAUUACUAAGUGAAAGAAGCCAAUCUGAAAAGACUACAUACUGUGUGAUUUCAACUACAUGGUGCUCUAGAAAAAGCAAAACUGUGGAGACAGUAAAAAAAUCCAUUUGCAUUGGGUUCUAGGGGAGGGAGGGAGGUAUAAAUAAGUGGAGCACAGGGGAUUUUUAGGGCAGUGAAAGUACUUUGUAUGAUACUAUAAAGGUGAAUACAUAUAAUUUUAAAUUUGUCCAAAGCCAUAGAAUAUACAGCACCAAGAAUGAGCCCUAAUGUAAACUAUGGACUCCAGGUUAUAAUGACGUGCCAAUGUAGAUUCAUCAGCUGUAGCAAAUGAACCACUCUGGUGGAGGAUGUUGAUAGUGGGUGAGGCUGUGCUUGUGUGGGGACAGGGGCAUAUAUGAAAUCUCUGUACUUUACUCUCAUUUUUGCUGUGAACCUAAAACCAUUCUAAAAGUUAAAGUCUACUUUUAAAAAACUGGAGAAUUUACUUCUCAGAUAACAAAACUCAUGAUAAAGCUAUAAUAAUUAACACAAUGAGUUAUUGUAGGAUAAACAAGAUUGAAUAAAACAUCUUCAGAGCUAUGGUUACCUAAUUUAUAACAAAGAUGACGUUUCAAAAACAAUGGAAAAUGAAUUGUCUUUUAAAUAGAUGGUGCAAAGGUUUAAAGCAUUCGGCUACUUAUAUUUUAAAACUUCUGACUCCAAACUGAUUCACUUGAAAGGUUAAUUUCAGGUUGAUUAUAGCUCUAAAUAUGAAAAGUGGAAUAAUUAAUCUUUCAAAAUACAUCAUACAAGAAUAUUUUCAUGACCUUGGAAGAUGUGAACAUUUAAAUAGAACAUAAAAAAAUGCUAAUCAUACAUGAAAAUUAUUGACAAAUCUGACUAAAGGUAAGAAAUUUUAUUCAUCAAAGACACAUAAUAGACUUGAAAUAAAAAUCAUAGAGUGGGAAAAGAUAUUUGCAAUACAUAUAUCUGAAAAAGGACUUAUACCCAGAAUAUAUGAGAAACUUCUGCAGAUCAAUAAGCAAACAGGCAAAUGCCUCCCCCCCAAAAAGUAAAAAGGUUUGCAUAAGCCCUUCACAAGAUUGUAUCCUAAUGGCUGAUAAACAUGAAAAUGUGCUCAAAUUGUUUAAUCACCAGGGAAAAUGCUAACUAAAAUUACAAUAUGAUAUCACCACACACUAACCAGAGUGGUUUAAAAUGGAAAAGAUAGCAUCAAAUGUUGACAAGAAUGUGGAGCAACUGGAACUCUCAUACUUUGCUGGUAUUAGUACAACUACUUGAGAAAACUUUCCCAUUAUCUGCUAAAGCAAAAUAUAUGUGCACAUCUUAAUGCAUAGCAAUCCAACUCCUUUGAAUAUAUUCAACAUAAACACAUAUAUGUGGUCACCAAAAGACUAGUACAAGGAUGUUUAUAACAGUACUAACCAAAAUAGCUUAAACCUGGAAAACAAUGUUCAUCAACUGGAGAAUGAAUAAAUAAAUCAUAGCAUAUUCAUACAACAGAAUAAUAUAAAGCAAUGAGAAUAAAACAAAUAAGAACAAGAUGCCACAGAUCAACUUGACAAACAUAAUAUUGAGGAGAAGAAGCCAGACACAUGAGAGUAACAAUCUAUAACUCCAUUUGUAUAAAGUUCAAAAAAAAAUGCAAAAAAAAACCUAUGUCAACAGAAGUCAGGACAGUGCUUAUCUUUUGGGGAGAGGGUGGUAACCAGACAACAGCAGGUGGGGACUUGGGUUUGGGUAGUAUUUUUAAUCUAGGUUCUACUUAUAGGAGUGUGUUCACUUUGCAAAAAUUCAUUGAGUUAUACACCUAUGAUGUGUGCCAUUUUCUGGGUGUUAUUGGUGUUUACUUCAAAGUGAAAGUAAUUUUUCUUAAACUUUAAAUUUCUACAGAUAUUCCUGAUCACUUAUUUAAUAUAAUCAAAUAAGAAACACCAAAUAAAGUAUAUUUGUGUACUCAAGGGUACUUUUAUGGAGAUUAAUAUAUAAUUUUAGUUUUUUUCUCAAAAGUAUUUUCUCACUGAAAAUUAACUCCACAACAUUUAUAUAGAACUUUCAGUAACUAAGAGCUGGAAAUACCAUCGGGAGAGGUUAUGUGACAAAAGGGUAAGGAUACAGAGGAUGAAAUGGCAAAUACUAUAUGCAAUAGUAAAUUAGGACGCCUGGUGGCGCUGCAGGCUAAGAGUGUGGAUAGUGGGCUCUGCGGAUAACUCAGGCGCCAUUAAGCUGGGGAAUCCAAACUCUAAAAGAAGGACGCAUUUUAGGUAAGAUCUAGUGGCUAGAUCUUCAGGGUGGGCUUCGUUCUUGUGGAAAUCAGUCAAGAAAGAUCGAAUUCGCGGUUAUUUGUGCAAAUCAUCUGGGUGGAUUGUGUACGGAGUUAAAGAAACUGCGCCUUCUGGACCAGGUCUGAACAAUGGAGACUGCGCUAGCAAAAACGCCACAGAAAAGGCAAGUUAUGUUUCUUGCUAUAUUGUUGCUUUUGUGGGAGGCUGGCUCUGAGGCAGUUAGGUAUUCCAUACCAGAAGAAACAGAAAGUGGCUAUUCUGUGGCCAACCUGGCAAAAGACCUGGGUCUUGGGGUGGGGGAACUGGCCACUCGGGGCGCGCGAAUGCAUUACAAAGGAAACAAAGAGCUCUUGCAGCUUGACAUAAAGACCGGCAAUUUGCUUCUAUAUGAAAAACUAGACCGGGAGGUGAUGUGCGGGGCGACAGAACCCUGUAUAUUGCAUUUCCAGCUCUUACUAGAAAACCCAGUGCAGUUUUUUCAAACUGAUCUGCAGCUCACAGAUAUAAAUGACCAUUCCCCAGAGUUCCCAGAGAGGGAAAUGCUCCUAAAAAUCCCAGAGAGCACCCAGCCAGGGACUGUGUUUCCUUUAAAAAUAGCCCAGGACUUUGACAUAGGUAGCAACACUGUUCAGAACUACACAAUCAGCCCAAAUUCCCACUUUCAUGUUGCUAUGCAUAAUCGCGGAGAUGGCAGAAAAUACCCAGAGCUGGUGCUGGACAAAGCGCUGGACCGGGAGGAGCGGCCUGAGCUCAGCUUAACACUGACUGCACUGGACGGUGGGGCUCCGCCCAGGUCCGGGACCACCACAGUUCGCAUUGUCGUCUUGGAUAAUAAUGACAACGCCCCUGAAUUUUUACAAUCACUCUAUGAGGUACAGGUGCCCGAGAACAGCCCCCUUAACUCCUUAGUUGUCGUUGUCUCCGCUCGAGAUUUAGAUGCAGGAGCGUAUGGGAGUGUAGCUUAUGCUCUAUUCCAAGGCGAUGAAGUUACUCAACCAUUUGUAAUAGACGAAAAAACUGGAGAAAUUCGCCUGAAAAGGGCAUUGGAUUUCGAGGCAACUCCAUAUUAUAACGUGGAAAUUGUAGCCACAGAUGGUGGGGGCCUUUCAGGAAAAUGCACUGUGGCUAUAGAAGUGGUGGAUGUGAAUGACAACGCCCCUGAAAUCACCAUGUCUACGCUCUCCAGCCCUACCCCAGAAAAUGCCCCGGAAACUGUAGUUGCUGUUUUCAGUGUUUCUGAUCCAGACUCCGGGGACAACGGUAGGAUGAUGUGCUCCAUCAAGAAUGAUCUCCCCUUUCUUUUGAAGCCCACAUUAAAAAACUUUUACGCCCUAGCGACACAGAGAACACUGGACAGAGAGAGCCAAGCCGAGUACAACAUCACCAUCACUGUCACCGACUUGGGGACACCCAGGCUGAAAACCGAGCACAACAUAACCGUGCUGGUCUCCGACGUCAAUGACAACGCCCCUGCCUUCACCCAAACCUCCUACACUCUGUUCGUCCGCGAGAACAACAGCCCCGCCCUGCACAUCGGCAGUGUCAGCGCCACAGACAGAGACUCAGGCACCAACGCCCAGGUCACCUACUCGCUGCUGCCGUCCCAGGACCCGCACCUGCCCCUCGCCUCCCUCGUCUCCAUCAACGCAGACAACGGCCACCUGUUUGCCCUCAGGUCGCUGGACUACGAGGCCCUGCAGGCGUUCGAGUUCCGCGUGGGCGCCACAGACCGCGGCUCCCCGGCGCUGAGCAGCGAGGCGCUGGUGCGCGUGCUGGUGCUGGACGCCAACGACAACUCGCCCUUCGUGCUGUACCCGCUGCAGAACGGCUCCGCGCCUUGCACCGAGCUGGUGCCCCGGGCGGCCGAGCCGGGCUACCUGGUGACCAAGGUGGUGGCGGUGGACGGCGACUCGGGCCAGAACGCCUGGCUGUCGUACCAGCUGCUCAAGGCCACGGAGCCCGGGCUGUUCAGUGUGUGGGCGCACAAUGGCGAGGUGCGCACCGCCAGGCUGCUGAGCGAGCGCGAUGCGGCCAAGCACAGGCUGGUGGUGCUGGUCAAGGACAAUGGCGAGCCUCCGCGCUCGGCCACCGCCAUGCUGCACGUGCUCCUGGUGGACGGCUUCUCCCAGCCCUACCUGCCUCUCCCUGAGGCGGCCCCAGCCCAGGCCCAGGCCGACUCGCUCACCGUCUACCUGGUGGUGGCGUUGGCCUCGGUGUCUUCGCUCUUCCUCUUUUCGGUGCUCCUGUUCGUGGCGGUGCGGCUGUGCAGGAGGAGCAGGGCGGCCCCGGUCGGUCGCUGCUCGGUGCCCGAGGUCCCCUUUCCAGGGCAUCUGGUGGACGUGAGCGGCACCGGGACCCUGUCCCAGAGCUACCAGUACGAGGUGUGUUUGACCGGAGACUCAGGGGCCGGCGAGUUCAAGUUCCUGAAGCCGAUUAUUCCUAACCUUUUGCCCCAGGGCGCUGGUGAAGAAAUAGGGAAAACUGCUGCCUUCCGGAAUAGCUUGGGAUUGAAUUAGAGAUCUCGUUAUGACGCGUUGUUUUCUGCCAUUUAUCCCAAACUUUUUCAGAUCUAGAAUUCGAGAGUGUCAUGGACAAAAAUUUCACCUUGAGAUUUAGCUUUUAUUUCCCUUUUUAAUGGAUUUGUCUGUUGAACUUUAUGCUGUCCAAGUGUUGAAAACUCAAUUUAAUUUCAUUGCAUUUAUUUACAUAGGGUCAUUCCAAAUCCGUGCAUGCUGUUGAUUUUCCUGAGACUUUUUUCUCUUCUUGUUGGUAUUUGUUGUGAUAAACCACCGUAAUAAAAUCAAAUAUUAAUUUUAUUUUCUA
This is a messenger RNA of Pongo pygmaeus (Bornean orangutan), 7693 nucleotides long. RefSeq names its product protocadherin beta 5 (gene PCDHB5). The record is from RefSeq and is a predicted model, not a curated record. The coding region runs from base 4999 to 7386 and encodes 795 amino acids. The transcript has a single exon. Gene Ontology annotation, biological process: homophilic cell-cell adhesion. Gene Ontology annotation, cellular component: plasma membrane. Lineage: Eukaryota; Metazoa; Chordata; Mammalia; Primates; Hominidae. Gene Ontology annotation, molecular function: calcium ion binding.